AUGGCAGCUCGAUGUCGACGGCGACGAGCAGUUUUUGCGCCUGCUGCUGCUCUGAGAAGACAACGCCGUGCGCAGGGCAGCGCUACUCGAGGUCCAGGUGGUGGACGCCGUUUGGGCAAUGCAGCAAAUCGCGAGGAAGUGGCUGAUGAAAGCAGCCAGCGAUAUACGGUUAAAAGUGUUUGUAUAUUGUUUCGUUGGUCAGUGGUGGGUCAGUCGUUGAAGUGGAGGGGCUUGUCGAACAGCCAGGAUUGCUUGGAGGCUAGCAGUUGCCUCACGGCUGGUCCAGUUCACAGCGAUGAUGAGCGCCUCAUUCCAUUUCGGAAUUUAUCAGCCGAAGAGGACGAUGGACUGCCGCCGCCCCGUCUAUGGGACUUGCUCGACACGGAAUGGGAAAGGAGCGGUGGACACUUCGAGAUCCAUCGAGUGAGGGAAAUGAAGUAUCCCAAUCCGGGCAUGAAGUCGAGACUGGGCGGCGGAUGGACACUCUGUUGA
This is a messenger RNA of Gongylonema pulchrum, 492 nucleotides long. The record is from the annotation of a GenBank genome assembly. Lineage: Eukaryota; Metazoa; Nematoda; Chromadorea; Rhabditida; Gongylonematidae.